AUGAGGCAAGUGCAACACGAAUGCGCUGCUAGUGCUGUCCAGCGUGGCAUGGCAUGCGCGUGUGCUGUGUGGCACUCGCGCGCGUCACAGCUGGGGCGCGUGCCCGUGGGCGUGGACGACGGCUUGCCCAACCACGUGCUGCUGUGCUGCGCCCUCCCUGCUGCCCACCCACCGCCGCCACCUCCCUCACCCACUCCAACGCCCGCCACUCCCUCAACUCCACCCGCCACACGCGCUCUCACCCUCCGCCUCUCCCUCGCCACACACCCGCCGCCCUUGCCUGCAUGCAUGCCUCUGCUUCUCUCGCCCACUCUGCGCUUUCGCCUGCACGCGCAUGCUCCUGCUGCUGCCCACGUGGGAGCGGGCGAGGGAGUGCAAGCAGGGGUGCAGGGGGUGGCAGCAGGGGCGCGCAGGGAGGGCGAGUUGAGGCAGCUACUGCCUGGCGGCGCGGGAGUAUUCAGCUUCUACUCUCUGCGCUGCAACUGGCGUUGGCUCUUGAGGUGGGUGGAUUGGGGGGAGUGUGCAUGGGGCAGUGAGCGUGGAGUGUGGGGGCGUGGGGGCGUGACGUGUGGGCGUUUGGUGGAGUGA
Molecule: messenger RNA, 588 nt
Organism: Closterium sp. Naga37s-1
Lineage: Eukaryota; Viridiplantae; Streptophyta; Zygnematophyceae; Desmidiales; Closteriaceae
Source: the annotation of a GenBank genome assembly